Taeniopygia guttata (zebra finch) is the source of this 1283-nucleotide messenger RNA. RefSeq names its product nudix hydrolase 7 (gene NUDT7). Lineage: Eukaryota; Metazoa; Chordata; Aves; Passeriformes; Estrildidae. Gene Ontology annotation, biological process: nucleoside diphosphate metabolic process; coenzyme A catabolic process. Gene Ontology annotation, molecular function: coenzyme A diphosphatase activity; magnesium ion binding; manganese ion binding. The record is from RefSeq and is a predicted model, not a curated record.
GCCGGGGCGGAGCCGGAGCGGUGCCGGGGCGGAGCCGGAGAUGGCGGCAGAGCGGGAAGAGGAGCCGGGCCCCGGUCCCUGUCUCUGCCCAGGGCUGACGGGGGGUGAGCGGGGCACGGCCGGAGGGUGCCGGUGCUCCGCUCUGCCCGCUCCUAGGCAGGGGGUCCUGGAGAAGGCCCGGCGCCGCCUGAGGCAGUUCGAUGUCGGGGACAAGUUCUCCCGCUUGCCGCUGCCCAGAGCCGCCGUGCUGCUGCCGCUCACGGUGCGAGCGGGGCGGCUGCACCUGCUGCUCACCGUCCGCUCCAUGCAGCUGAGAAGAUCACCAGGGGAAGUGUGUUUUCCAGGAGGUAAAAGGGAAGCCACUGAUAAAGAUGACAUUGACACUGCUCUCCGAGAAGCUAAAGAAGAAGUGGGUCUUCAGCCAGAGAAGGUGGAAGUCAUCUGUAGGCUGAUGCCUGGAAUUGAUAAAAUGAAUAACUUGGUGACACCAGUUGUAGGAUUUGUGGAGGAUACAUUUGAGGUCACUCCUAAUCCAGAUGAAGUGAGCGAGAUUUUUGUUGUGCCUUUGGAGUACUUUGUCAAGCCCUUAAAUUACAAGACCUUCUCUUAUAAAACCUCCUCAGGUUACUUAACUCGGAUACACUGCUUUAUAUAUGAUGACCAGGAACACAGAAAGUCAUUCAAGAUAUGGGGACUGACUGCCCACUUUGCUGUAUUUCUUGCUCUUGUAAUUUUUGGAGAGAGACCUACCUUUGAAGUGGAUUAUGAUCUUGACAACUUAAUUUCAUCCUCUGAGAAUUACUUCAUUAAUUUGUAUGCAUCUGUACAUGAAAGAAAGAAGAGUAAUCUGUGAUAACUUGGUCUGGCCAUUAAUUUAUUUUGAAAGAGGAAAAGGGAGGUUUGUUUAUUUCCUUUGUACCUAUUUUUUGAAAGCUACACUUGCAUUUCUCCUGAAUUGGGAACUUUAAGUUGACAAUCCCUAACUAGAUUAAUACCAUUUUUAAUCUCUUAAAGAGUUCUGAGAAGCACACAGUAUUUAUUGUGAAACAGACUUUCAAAAGGUCUGUUUCCAUUUAGGUGCCUUUGUUCGGUGGGCUUCUGUGGUUUGCCUUGUCUAUAAUGAGGUAAUACUAUUUGAUGUAAUUUCUCUUUGAGUUAACCUGUGAAAACUUUUGGAGAUCUGGCUACCUCUUGCACGUGCCAUACUUGGACAAUGUGAUCCAUACAGUCUUGUGUGGUAUUGUUAAGCACUUACAGAAUGCACAAUAAAAAUACAAACAGUU